This is a messenger RNA of Anopheles coluzzii, 1671 nucleotides long. Its product is annotated as odorant receptor 85c-like. Gene Ontology annotation, cellular component: plasma membrane. The transcript has 3 exons. The record is from RefSeq and is a predicted model, not a curated record. NCBI's taxonomy places the organism in Eukaryota, Metazoa, Arthropoda, Insecta, Diptera, Culicidae. Gene Ontology annotation, biological process: detection of chemical stimulus involved in sensory perception of smell; sensory perception of smell. Gene Ontology annotation, molecular function: olfactory receptor activity; odorant binding. Bases 58 to 1257 code for a protein of 399 amino acids.
GUUACACAUGCAACGUAGGCUCAAGCGAGAGCUGCUGCUGCAAGUGCAAUAAAAAAAAUGGACCCACCAACGGACGAGCUGGUGCGUUUCGAGUCGUUUAUCCGUGUGCCGGAAAUUUUCUUCGCCAUGAUCGGUGUGGCACGGUACGGUGAGCCGAAGCGAACGCUUCGGGCGUACCUGAAGCAUCUGCUCUUCUGGUCGUCGUGCAUCAAUACCGGCUACUGUCUCGUGAUCGAGCAUAUCUACUUCGUGAAGGCGGCCGGUAACUUUACCAACUUUCUGCAGCUGACCGCACUGGCACCGUGCAUGGGCUUUACCGCGCUGUCGUUCGUGAAGAUCAUGACGAUCAAGCUGAACGAGACGAAGCUGACCGAUAUGCUGCACCGGCUGGAUGCGCUCUUCCCGAGCACGGUCGCACUGCAGCAGCGGUACGGUGUGUACCAGUACAACCGUGAAUCGCAGGUCGUGAUGAAAUCGUUCUCGAUCCUGUACAUGAUCCUGAUCUGGAUGUUUAACCUGCUGCCGCUGGUGUCGAUGGUGGUGGGCUACGUUAGCGACGGCACGUGGCACAAGCAGCUGCCGUACUUUAUGUGGUACUGGUACGAUUGGCACCGGCCCGGCUACUUCGAGGUGACGUUUCUGCACCAGAACUGGGGCGGGUUCGUGUCGGCCGUGUUCUACCUCUCGACCGAUCUGAUGUUCUGUGCGAUCGUGCUGCUGCUCUGUCUGCAGUUUGACAUCGUGGCGUACCGGUUGAGCCACGCGCUGCCCGAUGACCACCAGGAGCUGGUCGGGUGCGUGCGCAUCCAUCAGGCGGUGAUCGAGCUGUGCAAUGAGCUGGAGCACAUGUUUUCCCCCUCGCUGCUGGUCAACUUUCUCAGCAGCUCCGUCAUCAUCUGUUUGGUCGGGUUUCAGGCGACGGCUGGGAUUACGCCGGCGGAUCUGUUCAAGUUUGUGCUGUUUCUCGUCUCGUCGCUGGUGCAGGUCUUUCUGCUGUGUUACUAUGGUAACAAGCUCAUCGUUGCGAGCUCGCAAAUUCCCUACAGCGCUUUCGAGGGGAACUGGAUUGGGGCGUCCGGUUCGUACCAGCGUUCGCUGCUGUUCGUGAUGUUACGCUCCACCACCGUACAGAAGCUGACUGCGCUGAAAUUCUCCAUCGUUUCCCUGGCGAGCUAUUCGAAGAUACUAAGCACCUCGUUCUCGUACUUUACGCUACUGAAAGCUAUGUACGAACCUAACGAGAAGAAAAUGAAGUGAACCGUUACUUACAUCGCAUCUAGUAGUCAUCGUUUCUGCUGCAAACGAAUAGAUUUCAAGCGAAAAUACAAACCACCGGUAACAUACAAACCGAAAAUCAUGUUAGCAAACCUGCCGAAAGGGAACAUCUUCAACAGCACAAACGAAAACAUUUCGGAGUUUCAUUUCCUCCAUCUCCUUAAACCUCCAACGCACACACAAACACUAGAGAACACGGGUUUAGAUUUAAAGAGAUAAUCUUUAAAUUUUAUUAUUUCCUUAACGCUGAUCCAAUAUCCAGCCGUGGGAUGUUAUAAAGUAAAUAUUCCGCGCGCUCCUUCGAUACGUGUAGCCCGACACAAUGGCUGGGGGUGGUGGUAGCACUUUGUUUACACGCGCGCGUACGCACUCACACUCACACCUUCUUCCUCACCC